This is a messenger RNA of Brachypodium distachyon (stiff brome), 925 nucleotides long. RefSeq lists its product as uncharacterized. Lineage: Eukaryota; Viridiplantae; Streptophyta; Magnoliopsida; Poales; Poaceae. The record is from RefSeq and is a predicted model, not a curated record. The coding region runs from base 214 to 567 and encodes 117 amino acids. The transcript has 2 exons.
CGUCUUCUCUUCCACACAGCCCAGGCGCUAGCGCCCAAACGGCGCACGAGACUUUGCGGGUUUCGGCGCCCACCAAUCUCGCCAGGCGACGACGCCGGAACCCUAGCCAGCCGCUACCCAUGCGGAUCGCCAUGGGGCGGCGCCAAUAGAGAGAGGAGGAGCGCUUUGUUGUUAGGUUGCAACCUGUGUAGGUUUAGGAGGGGAGGGGGCGAGAUGUCUGUGCGGAUCAAGGCGGUGGUGGACAGGUUCGUGAAGGAGCUGCAGGAGGCGCUGGACGCGGACAUCCAGGACCGCGUCAUGAAGGAGCGGGAGAUGCAGAGCUACAUCGAGGAGCGGGAGCGCGAGGUCGCCGAGAGGGAGGCCGCCUGGAAGGCCGAGCUCUCCCGGCGGGAGGCUGAGAUUGCACGGCAAGAGGCGAGGCUGAAGAUGGAGAAGGAGAACCUAGAGAAGGAAAAGAGCGUCCUCAUGGGAACCGCUUCCAACCAAGACAACCAAGACGGGGCCCUUGAGAUUACAGUCAGCGGAGAGAAGUAUAGGUGCCUCCGUUUCUCCAAGGCAAAGAAAUGAGGGGUGAACUAGGCGUGGAUGAGAUAACUGCGUACUGGAUUAGCAAGCCUUAUUUUGAUUCAAAUUGGAUUCUUUUGUACAGGAUGUUCUGAAAGUGUGUGUAAACAGAACAGCGGCAAUCCCUAUUAGUGCAUUAGUCAUUAGUGGCUAAUUUUGAAUUAAGGCUUUCCCUAUUUGCAUUAUGGGAAAUCUAGAAGAGCUGCAAUGGGUCUUAGCUGAUGGUAGCUGGUCUGUCGGCUGUCGUCGCCUGGUACAACGUACCAGCUAUGCUAAUAAGUCGUUAACCGCUAGACCAGCUCUGUGCUGGCUCUAUGAAUGUUCCAGUAUCAUUUCGCCAAAAAUUACUAUUUUUAGCACA